AAAAAAAAAGGAAAACCACAAGAGAAUUAGAAUUUUCCUCCUCCCUUCCCUUCCCUUCCUCUCGCCGAACCAACGCGGAAGAAGGAGCUCGCCCGCCGGCUAGGGUUUGCCGCACACCCGCCGCCGAGCAGCUAGCACCGGAGUGUUGGGAGGGGAGGCUCGCCCGCCGCCGCCGCCAUGCCGCAGUCGGUGCUCGUCGACCGCGCGACGAGCGAGUCGCUCAUCGGGCCCGACUGGUCCCUCAACCUCGAGAUCUGCGACAUCCUCAACCACGACCCCUCCCAAGCCAAAGAUGUAGUGAAGUCUAUCAAGAAACGCAUUGGGCACAAGAACUCAAAGAUCCAGCUUCUCGCACUAACAUUGCUGGAGACACUGAUUAAAAAUUGUGGAGACUUUGUUCAUAUGCACGUUGCUGAGAGGGAUAUACUCCAUGAAAUGGUGAAGAUAGCUAAGAAAAAGCCUGAUUAUCAUGUAAAAGAGAAGAUACUAAUUCUGAUAGACACUUGGCAAGAAGCUUUUGGUGGUUCCCGUGCAAGAUAUCCGCAAUAUUAUGUAGCAUAUCAAGAGCUCCUGCGCGCUGGAGCUGUAUUUCCUCAAAGACCAGACAGCUCUGUGCCAAUCUAUACUCCUCCACAGACUCAACCUCUACGGAAUCUUCCUCCAGCUCUGCGUAAUACUGAGCGUCAACAAGAAGCACCUGAAUCUUCUUCAACACCAGAAGUACCUACACUGAGUUUGACAGAAAUCCAGAAUGCACGUGGUGUCAUGGAUGUUCUUUCAGAGAUGUUGAAUGCUAUUGAUCCUGGCAACAGAGAGGGUCUAAGACAGGAGGUUAUUGUGGACCUUGUGGAUCAAUGUCGUUCUUACAAGCAGAGGGUGGUACAGCUUGUCAACUCAACCACGGACGAGGAGCUGCUAAGCCAGGGUCUUUCAUUGAAUGAUGAUUUACAGCGUGUUCUUGCAAAACACGAUGCAAUUGCUGCAGGCAUAGCAGUUCGUGUAGAAAAACCAAAAUCAGUCCAGGCCCGAGGGGACAAGUCUCCAUCAAUCAAACCAGAAGGGGCAAAACAGCCAGAUCAGAGGUCUUCUGAAGCUGCCAGUACCGUGACUCCAUUUGAGCAAUUAGCGCUUCCAGCACCUGCAUCAUCCAGCAGUUCCAAACCUCCUGUAGAACCAGCUGUUGGCCCUAGUAUUGACCUACUUAGUGGUGAUGACUACUUCAAGCCAGAACCUGUUAAUUCCCAGGCCCUUGUUUCUGUAGGCAAUCCACCUGCUGCUUCAGCCAACAAUACCUUGGACCUGGUAGACAUGUUUGCACAAAGCAAUGUUGGCAACAACCCGAACCCUGCUGUCACCUCUUCUAUGUUGAAUUCAAAUCCUAGUCUCUCUGAGCCACAGCUGUAUCCCUCACAGCAGACUGUGCCACCACAACAGCCUUCUCCAUACUCUAAUGGGUUAACUUCAAAUACAAUGGCACCGUAUGAUCAACCCUCUGACAUAAACGCCACAGGUUCAUGGAAUAGUCAAUUUGCUCAUGGAAUGCUUCCUCCACAGCUUCCUCCACAACUUCCUCCACAGCAACCACCAAAUUACGGUCAAGGUCAAGAUCAGAGUGGUGAUCUCCCACCACCACCCUGGGAAACUCAACCUGCAGAAAGUGAUCAAUUCCAGCCUGGGCAACCUCGUGGGCUAGCAAUGCCAUCAGGGCAAAUUGGAGGCAUUCAAUCCCAACCUGUUCAAGUUCAGCCCGGGCAAGUUGCACCAUUACAACCAAUGCUGACCGGGCAACCCACAGGAAUGCAGUUUCAGCAAGGGUUUGGGGAUCAGCUUGGGGCUCAACAAACACAACCCUUGCACACACAAUAUGGUGGAAUGUAUCCUACAAUGCAAGGUAACCAAUCAGCUGGCAUGUAUCCCCAGCAGAUGGCUGGAGAUUUCUACCAGCAACAGAUGUAUGGUGGUCAGAUGGCUGGUUAUGGAUACGGUCAGCAGUCUGGAGGAUACUAUGCUCCAAACGCUGCGUAUGGGUAUGGCGGUGCAAACGAGCUUUCUCAGGGAAUGAAUGGCCUUGCAGUGCAAGAUAACAGUUUGUAUGGAACUUCUGCAUCCUCUUCCUUCCAGCAGCCAAUGAGGCCAUCCAGACCCGAGGAUUCCCUCUUUGGUGAUCUUGUUAGCAUUGCUAAAACAAAGCCUAGCAAAACUGCAGCUAAUAAGGCUGGUGGCUUGUAAAGAUGAGUGGAUGCUUAUUAACACUUGUGGCCGCGGAGAUAGCUUUUCCUCAUAGUACAUAAGUUCUUUGAAUUAUUUUUCUCUAUUGGAAAGUAGUAGGUGAGCGUUAUAGAUUCUGAAAUUCAUAGCGAGUGCGGUUCAGUAAAUUUUUCUCUGUCAACUUGCAAGCAAUUAUAGUGUGUUUGCUUCUUGCAAGCUCUUAAUUUCCUGCGCCAUCAGGAGUUUUCUGUAGUCUGUAAACCUUGGUAAGAAAAAACCAUUGAACAUUCUUUAAUGUUUCCUGUAAAGAAUUGAUAUCGUCAAGUAUUAUACUGGUAGCUA
Messenger RNA from Oryza sativa Japonica Group (Japanese rice), 2550 nucleotides. RefSeq names its product TOM1-like protein 9. Gene Ontology annotation, molecular function: phosphatidylinositol binding; ubiquitin binding. Lineage: Eukaryota; Viridiplantae; Streptophyta; Magnoliopsida; Poales; Poaceae. The record is from RefSeq and is a predicted model, not a curated record. Gene Ontology annotation, biological process: protein transport to vacuole involved in ubiquitin-dependent protein catabolic process via the multivesicular body sorting pathway.